AUGAGUUCUCUCUGUGAAAAUACUGAUUCUGAAAAAUCCAUCACUGAGGAGUUGAUCCCUAAGAAAGUUUGGUUCAGAGUCGAUGACGUUGAUACAAACAAUAAUAUGUUGAUCGAUUCAUCCCCGGAAAAAUCUAUCUCGUGGAGGGAUAUGCUUGUAGGCCAAUCGUCUAAGGAUACUCUCAUUGAUUUGGAAGGAAAAGAUGAUCUGGAUAUUUUGGAUGGGGACAUUCUAAAAUCUUUUGUGGAUGGCGUACCUUCCAUUUCCUUCUCGGAUAGGAUCCACAAAAUCCUUAUUCAAGGUAUGGAAAACACAGUGAUUUUAAAACUUCUUGGUCGUAACAUUGGCUUUUUGGUUUUGCAGAAUAAAUUGUUCAACCUGUGGAGACCUUCAGCGCCUCUACAUAUGAUGGAUAUAGAAAAUGGUUACUUCUUGGUAAAAUUCCAGAAUAAGUUGGACUGUGAAAGGGCACUUGCUGAAGGACCUUGGAUUAUCUUUGGUCAAUAUUUGACGGUUCAGCCUUGGACGCUAGCCUUUGAUCCUUCACAAGCUUACCCUAGUGUUGUGAUGGCAUGGAUUAGAUUUCCCAGUUUACCUGGAUAUUUAUACAAUCAUAAAAUCAUCACUGAGAUAGGGGAAAUGGUUGAUAAAGUGGUUAAAUUGGAUAUGAACACGGAUAGUAGGACUAGGGGAAGAUUUGCUAGAUUGGCUAUUUAUGUUAACUUGGAAAAGCCAUUGGUAUCCCAUAUUCUGAUCAAUGGUCGUAAGCAGAAUGUUGAAUAUGAAUCUUUAUCUACAAUCUGUUUUCAUUGUGGGAGAUAUGGGCAUGUGGAAAACUCUUGUCCUUUUAAGAAAUCUGAAAUCCCUAGUGAAAAGGAGAACACACCAUCGAAAAUGUCAUCAGAGUUUCAAAACACGGCCAAGGUCGACGCGGAGAAGGAAUACGGGAAUUUCAAACCUUGGAUGAUCAUGAGAAGAAAUCAAGGCGGAAAAUCAGAGAUAACGCCCCGUGGAGCUUUAGAACGUUCUGAUCCAGAUUUGGUUGCCCAUCAUCCCUCCGUUGCUGCUGGAAAGGGCAGUCGGAUUUUUAUAACAGAUGAGUUACAAACAGUCCCAGGUGACGAUAUGGGUCUUGGAUUUGAAGGAGAAGGAUCAAAAAAUCAGCCAGAUUUGGAGGAAUCAAGGCGGACUGCAGUUUCACUGGAUGUUGGUAAUCUUGACUCUGGUAAACAUUCGGCGGUUGUCUUUCAUGAAAAAACCCAAGCCAAGGAAAAGAACAAUGCUCAUCCUUCUCUUGUGUUUUCCGGUGGUUCGGGUAAAUUUUUUAAAAAUAAAGACAGAGGAUUUGCUAAAAAACAGACUAAACUUUUCCAUGGAAGCAAUGUUCGCUUCAAAAAUUCGGGAGGCCAGAGAACACCUUUGAAGGAAUCGAUGGAAUUCCUUGCCGAGAGCAUCUCGACUUUUGCAAAAUCUAAUAUUGAGGUUGACUCUAGCUUCAAAAUUGGUGGGCUAAAAGAAGGAGUUAAUGGUCCUGGGCAUCCUGACAGGUCUAAACGGAAGACUCUUUGGGAAGAUUUAAAAUCAGCUAAUCCUAACAUUAAUUCUCCUUGGUUAAUUAUGGGGGAUUUUAAUGCAAUUUUAUCUCCUUCAGAUAAAAAGAGUCCUGUUUCCGUUGGUAAGCGUUGUGAUUUUUUUGGUAAUUUUGUUGACUCCUGUGAGUUGCAGGAUUUGGGAUUUAUUGGACCUGCUUUCACUUGGCAAAGAGGUAGUACUUUUGUCAGACUUGAUCGGGCCUUAGCUAAUGACACUUGGGUGUCUACUUUUCCACAUUACUCUGUUCAUCAUCUCACUCGUAUUAAGUCUGAUCAUAGGCCCCUCUUGUUAUCUACUAGAACUGACUGUAGCUCAUUUCAGGGCAGACCUUUCAGGAAUAUUUAUGGCUUUUUGGGUACUCGUAAGAGAAAUCUUAUGAGAUCGCUUAACAAUAUUCAAAAAACCUUGGAGCAUUCUCCCUCAACGUAUUUAGCAGGAAAAGAAUUAAAAAUUUGGGACGAGUUGGAAAAUGUACUAGAUCACGAAGAUCUUCUUUGGAGACAAAAGGCUCGCUAUCAAGACGUCUUGCAGGCUAAGGCGGUGGAAUUCUUUGAAGGGCUUUAUGGAGAGACUCCUUCUACCUUGAGGGAUAUUCCUAAUGCUGGGUUCCCUAGCUUCAAUUCUUCAGAAGUUAGUUUUCUGGAGGCUUCUGUCACUAAUGAGGAGAUUAAAAGGGCACUGUUUGACAUGGCUCCUUUGAAAGCUCCUGGAAGUGAUGGUUUCCACGCUCAUUUUUUUCAAAGUCAAUGGGAUAUUCUUGGGAAUGAUGUUUUUCAAUGGGUAAAAGAGGUUUUUGAUGGACGACGGAUAGAUCCUGAAUUGAAUAAUACGCUGAUUGUGUUAAUCCCUAAAAAAGAGAAUCCUGAGGAUUUUACCCAUUUUAGGCCCAUUAGUCUAUGCUCUGUUCUUUACAAGCUGGUUAUGAAAGUUAUUGCUAAUCAGUUUAAGGUGGUCUUUCCCAAGCUUAUAUCCCAAGAACAAGUUGGGUUCAUAGCUGGGCGUAACAUUUCUGACAACAUCAUUUUAGCUCAAGAGAUCAUUCACUUUAUGCGCUGUACUAGGAAAUGA
Molecule: messenger RNA, 2661 nt
Organism: Gossypium raimondii (Peruvian cotton)
Lineage: Eukaryota; Viridiplantae; Streptophyta; Magnoliopsida; Malvales; Malvaceae
Exons: 5
Coding region: 1-2661 (886 amino acids)
Molecular function (GO): catalytic activity; zinc ion binding; nucleic acid binding
Source: RefSeq, a predicted model, not a curated record